GACAAUCCGACCAAAGCCACUGCAGUGGCGUGGAAGAAAACCGGUCAACUGCGUCAUCGUUGCUCGUUCAUUAGAGGUUCUGUUGGUUCAUUCGGAACGACGCCAUUGUCGCUCAUCGAGCAAGUCUACGCGGUUCGUCCGUGUGCUAGCUGCUGAUCAAAUUCCCACAGAUUUCUCCGCUGUUGCGUCCGCAGUGAACAAUGGGACCGAGGACCAAGCUGUUUGUGGGCCACCUGCCCGACGGCCUUCGCACAGAGGAGCUGCAGGAGCUCUUUGCCAAGUACGGCACCGUGACAGAGUGCGACGUCAUCAACAAGUAUGGCUUCGUGCACAUGAGCACUGAGGAGGAGUGUGAGGAGGCCCUCAAGAACCUGAACAACUACAACUUCAUGGGUUCCACCCUGUCUGUGGAGCGUUCGACGAGCAAGUUCCACCAGGAACCAGGUGCCCCUGGACGUGCGAAGGGAGGCCCCAGGUUAGAGCCUCCCUACGGUGGCCAGCGUAACGGCUACGAGCCGCGCCCCGCCGGCGGCUACUACAACGGAGGCGGCCCCGGGGCCUACGGGGACUACAGGCGCGGCGGCGCGGACCUGUACGACCGGGGCCCGUACCGGGCCAUGGCUGAGCGCCCCCGGCCCUACCCGGUGCCCUACGAGCGCCGCGAGGACCCUUACGCCCCCCGGCGGCCCCCGCCCGGACCCCCCUCCAUGGGCCCUGACAUGUACGAGCGCCGGCCCUCCCAGGACUACCACUCGCUGUACACCCGCCGGUCGCCGCCCCCUGCCUCGGGGUACAGCUGGGGCGCGGGCUAUGGAGCCAGCGACAGCAGAAUGGGAGGCUACUCCUACGGAGGCUACUAAGGCCCGCCCGCCGCCCGCCCUUCCCCUCAGCGCCGACCUCUCACGUUCCCGCCGCCCGGCCUGUUCCGCUUGCGCUCGGUCCGUGGUUACCGUGCGGCGGCUAGCGCCCUUCGACGCGCCGCUUGCGCCUCUCCGCCGUGCGUCCGCCCGCCCGCCGUGGAAGGGAUCUCCGGCACAGGGCAGCCACGCGCUCUCUUCAUCCAUACUUAACCCGUCUUGCCCCGGGGGAGGGGUGGGCCUCAUGUGUCUGUGUGUUGUCUGUCUUCUUGGGGGGGCCAUUCGAUCGUUUUAAGCGUCUUCUGAGAAAUAAACGUCAUGAUCAGCCAA
Ixodes scapularis (black-legged tick) is the source of this 1187-nucleotide messenger RNA. RefSeq names its product RNA-binding protein lark. The record is from RefSeq and is a predicted model, not a curated record. Gene Ontology annotation, cellular component: cytosol. Gene Ontology annotation, molecular function: mRNA binding. Bases 201 to 860 code for a protein of 219 amino acids. NCBI's taxonomy places the organism in Eukaryota, Metazoa, Arthropoda, Arachnida, Ixodida, Ixodidae. The transcript has 9 exons.